Populus trichocarpa (black cottonwood) is the source of this 1676-nucleotide messenger RNA. RefSeq names its product zinc finger CCCH domain-containing protein 20. Lineage: Eukaryota; Viridiplantae; Streptophyta; Magnoliopsida; Malpighiales; Salicaceae. Bases 132 to 1286 code for a protein of 384 amino acids. Gene Ontology annotation, molecular function: metal ion binding. The record is from RefSeq and is a predicted model, not a curated record. The transcript has a single exon.
UCAACACCUAACCAUAGUUAAUUUUACCUAACCAUAGUUAAACAAAGCAAGUUUAUAAUCCUCGCUCACCAUGUCCUCCUCAACUCCUCAAUCCCACGCCCGCUUCCAUAACCGCAUGCUAUGUGCAAACCAUGAUGAUCGGAGAACAUCCUCAUCACCAUCCAAAUCCCACCGUCCAAAUCCCUCAAUGGGACCCAUACGAUGACCAAACAACAUCACCAUCACCGUCAACAAUCCCCUCUUCUCCAUUCACCAACUUCAAUGCGCUCGACUCCCUGACGGCACUUCACCGUUACCUUCCGUCAAACGAGCCAGACCCAUCCUUUGAAGACGAGCUAGACUUACCAGUGGAUGCGUUCUCAUGCGAUCACUUCCGUAUGUACGUGUUCAAAGUGAGAAGGUGUGGACGUGGUCGGUCGCAUGACUGGACUGAAUGUCCGUACGCGCAUCCUGGAGAGAAAGCUCGGCGAAGGGACCCACAAAGGUAUCAUUACUCUGGAACGGCCUGCCCUGAAUUUCGGAAAGGCGGUUGCAAGAAAGGAGAUUCUUGUGAGUUUGCUCACGGUGUCUUUGAGUGCUGGCUCCAUCCUGCCCGUUACAGGACUCAGCCGUGUAAGGAUGGACCUGCUUGUCGCCGCAGGGUCUGCUUUUUUGCUCACACUCCCGAACAGCUUAGGCUCCUUCCUCAGCAUAGUCCUAAAGGAAACGGAUCCGGGUCGUGGGAACUUGAUUUUGGGUCCCUGGUUAUGCAUCCUCUCGACUCUUACCUGACAAAAGCUGGGUCUUUUGUUUCAUCUCCAACCUCGAUUUUGACUUCUCCGCCAGUUUCUCCACCAUCUGAUUCGCCACCGAUGUCACCAGUCAGUCCACAGGUGAUCGGCGGGUCUGGAUCCGGGUCUUUUAAUUCCAUGAGUGAGCUUCUUGCUUCUAUGCGGGGAUUGCAGCUUGGGAAGAUGAAAAUAGGGUCUCCUGUUGGUUCUUGGGGGGUCCAAUCCGGGUCUAGAUUUGGGUCGCCACGUGGGUCAUCGCUGCGACCCGGGUUCUGCAGCCUGCCUUCUACUCCUACUAGAACAAUGGUAACUCGGUCUGGACUUGGCCAGCUGGAUAUCUGGGGAGAUAGUAGUACUUGCGAGGAGGAGCCUGCAAUGGAGAGGGUGGAGUCUGGGAGAGAUUUGAGGGCGAAGAUAUAUGCAAAGCUGAGUAAAGAGAACUCACUGGACCCUGAUCGAGUUGAGUCUGCUGUUUCCGGGCCAGAUGUUGGGUGGGUUUCCGAGUUGGUGAAGUGAAGUUUCCAAAUUUUUGUUAAUUUUGUUAAUGGGGUUUAAUCAAAUUCUGUGGCCCAUCGAUUCUUCUGACUUUUGUGAAUAUGAAGUUGAUGAUUUGGUGUAAAUAUGAAGUUGUAGAUGGGGAGAGAGAUCUCAGUAGUCUCUCCGUUUUGUGGCAUUCGAGAGGAGAACGAAGACAAGAUGCAAACUUUUUCUUAUACAGAAAAAUGAAGUAUUUCCCAGGGGCUGCCGGAGAAUGGGUAGCGGCUUGUUGAUCAUUCUGUUUAUGAAUUGUAUUUUGAAUUAUCAUUCUGUCUAAUUUCCCGGAUAUUAUUUUUAUAUCUGUAAGUUGCCCUAUGUUUACUAUUCUAAUCAAUGUAAUGUUAUAUCCAGUGAAAUUUAUUGCUGUCA